AGUGACUGCCCGUCUCGGACCCUCGCCCAAGAUGACUGCCCGUGGCCUCCUGUUGCUCUGCCCGAUGAGACUUGUGAAGAGCGCUGCGUUACCAUGGUGAUCAUCUUCUCCAAAAGCCUGGAAAAGAAGAAGGGUGUCAAUGAUGUAAGGCCCAAGAGCAGCGAACGACAGCCGCGUGAGCGCCACACCAUGAGCAGAGGGACGACCCUCUUCUCUUGUGGAAGUGCUGGUGAGUUGUCUACUUUGUACGGGGGAGGGAGCGUCCGUGCCGGUGGGGGGUUCUCCGGUGGCCACUGCCUCGCCAUGCAGCGUAGCUCCAGCUUCAGUUUUCCUUCUCGUACCAGCAUCUCCACGGACGGACCGUUGGACCUGCCCUUUUUCAACCAGCGACUGCCUGCCCACCCGCACUUCACCGCCUCCCCCGUGUCCCCCACCACGCCUUCCUCGCAAUUCCCCCAGUCCUACCGUGGCCACUGCCUGCGACCUCUCUCCCUCUCCCACGAGCAGAUCAGCCUGCCCCAACUCCAGAGGGAAGAAGCUUCAGAGGCCAGCUCUCCGGAUUCCACCCCGGAACUGGGACGGCGGUCCGGCCAGAGAGGCGACGGGAAGGGGUGCCUGUCUCGUAGCAGGUCGCAGCCCUGCGUGCUGAACGACAAAAAGAUCGGGAUGAAGCGGCGGAGGCCAGAGGAUGCCCAGGAGCAAAGGCCCUCGCUAGACCUGGCAAAGAUGACUCAGCAACUCCAGACUUUCCAGAGCCUGAGUUGCCCCGGAUUCUCCUUCUUCGAUACAUGCCAAUCCAGCCUGCCCCCGUCGCGCCACCGCCAAUUGGAAUUUACCGCCGUGUCCGAGCUGGGACUAGAACCGCGGCAGGAGGCGAUGAGAGACGGCAAGGAUUCGUCCGAUGAGGAACUGGACAGCGACUCUGCGUGUAGUGUGGGCUCGAGAUCCGGCUCGCCGCGGGAAAAAAUUGCCCUCUGGAAGGGUGACCGCGCCUCAUCCAGGGAUAUUUUCCAGCUCGGGGGAGAGCUGGACCUCGAGCAGAUUGAGAGGAAUUGAGGCGGACGUUGACAAAUGAAAAGGGGUAAGGAACAUCGCGACUCAGUUGAAAAGGAAAGACGUUGGACUAUCGCAAAGGACGCAGAGCAUUUGCCUUGAAACAUUGGGACUAUUUUGAACUUGAGUUGUUUCUGUGCUCAGGAGUGUGAAAGUAAGGGGUUAGUAGUCUUAAAAAAAAUAAAAAAUAAAAACACACAUACACACACUGAUCCGCCAUUGUCUUCCCAUCUGGUGAGCUCUACGACGUUAGCUUAGCUUAGCAUCUCUUUCCUACAACUCAAAAGUGGACGCAGGAAUGACCGUGUAUGCUAGGAUACAUGUGUCCCUGCCCUCGCUGAAUGUAGGCUCAAUAAGCUUUAAGACGUGGGCUGCAUUUACAUGGACACUCAUAUUUUGAUAAUAACCAACCCAUUAUGGAUCCGUUUGCUAGCACAGACUUCCAACAAGCAGAAGUUGUAGUGCCAAUAAUGUAAAGAAUAUCCCGAAACUAUACUGGUUCUUUCAGUCCAUGUAAACACAGCCAUUGAAUUCCUUCCUCCUUUUUUGUAGUUUCUUUAUAUGCAAAUUGUAUAUUUGAAUUAAAUUCUUAAAUGGAUAGUUCUGAUAUCAAUGUUUAUUUUUCUAUUUCUAUGUUUUUUUUUUUUUUUUGUUAAUGGAGCUGUUUGUAUGCGCAGGGAGAGCGUGAGGAGGGAUGAUCUUGGACGUGGAAAUAAAUCUCCUUUCGCCACCGA
This is a messenger RNA of Hippocampus comes (tiger tail seahorse), 1787 nucleotides long. RefSeq names its product protein FAM53B-like. The record is from RefSeq and is a predicted model, not a curated record. Gene Ontology annotation, biological process: positive regulation of canonical Wnt signaling pathway; protein import into nucleus. The transcript is spliced from 4 exons. NCBI's taxonomy places the organism in Eukaryota, Metazoa, Chordata, Actinopteri, Syngnathiformes, Syngnathidae. The annotation marks the transcript as partial. Gene Ontology annotation, cellular component: nucleus.